Molecule: messenger RNA, 435 nt
Organism: Sparassis crispa
Lineage: Eukaryota; Fungi; Basidiomycota; Agaricomycetes; Polyporales; Sparassidaceae
Exons: 4
Coding region: 1-435 (144 amino acids)
Source: RefSeq, a predicted model, not a curated record
AUGUCUUCUUCUACACAAGUUGAACAGCUGCGUAUAAUCGAGCGCGCACUCAUCGUCACCGGGACAGUCAUAAAGGAGAUCGAUACCAAGGCAGAAGGAGUUGAACGCCAGCUGAAGGAGACGGAACAGAAGUGCGAGGAGUUCAUUCGCCAGGCUCAACAGCUCGCGAAAGCUGUCCGAUCAUCAUCCCGGACAGAUACCAGCGACGUUUUAACCGAGAUAAAUGCGUUCAUCACCCAGGCUUACGAGCAGGCCUUUGGGAUAGCUUCAGACUAUCGGAUACAGCUGAAAGACAUACAAGAGGCGCACGCAGAUGUGGUGCAACGUCAUCGCGAGGGAGAAAGACUUUUCGAAGCUGUCAAAGCCAAGAUAACGUCCAAGACUCCCCAGAGCGAAGAGAUAGAGGACGGCUGUAUAGAGGUUCUACCUCCCUGA